UGUUUUGUUUCAAGUUUGUUUUGUUGUUUUUAAAAGUUUCAAGUUUCUAAGUUUUAAGUUUCCAAGUUUGUUUAUCUUUGAGUUAAUGUUUGUUUCAAGUUUAUUUAAUUCAAGUUUGUUUGUUUCAAGUUUAUUUUUUUACUGGGUUCAAGUUUGUUCGUGUUUAAAUGAAUGUUUUUAUUCAAGUUUAUAUUUAAUGUUUGUCAUGUUUCAUGUUUGUUUUGUGUUUAAAUUAAUGUUUGUUUCAUGUUUAUUUAAUACAAGUUUGUUUGGUUCGUGUUUGUUUUGUAUAUUGUUUUAA
Meloidogyne enterolobii is the source of this 301-nucleotide messenger RNA. The record is from the annotation of a GenBank genome assembly. NCBI's taxonomy places the organism in Eukaryota, Metazoa, Nematoda, Chromadorea, Rhabditida, Meloidogynidae.